This is a messenger RNA of Linum tenue, 2526 nucleotides long. The record is from the annotation of a GenBank genome assembly. NCBI's taxonomy places the organism in Eukaryota, Viridiplantae, Streptophyta, Magnoliopsida, Malpighiales, Linaceae.
AUGGGAACCAAUACUCCCACCAACGAGAAGCCGCCGACGGCGGCGGCGAAAAGCUACACCCCACUGUUCGAAACAAACAGGAGAAGCACCAAAUCACAGCUCCUCAACAAGCUCUUCGCCGCCACCGUCCUCCUCGGGAUCUGCUCCAUCUGGUUCUACCGGUUCACCCACCCGGCCCCAACCACCCACCGUUGGGUCUGGGUGGGAGCUCUGUUCGCGGAGAUCUGGUUCGGCCUAUACUGGGUCCUCACCCAGGCCGGCCGAUGGGACCCGGUCUUCCGGUCCACCCACAAGGACCGGCUCGCCGCCGCCCACCCGGACCGGUCCCUCCCGCGGGUCGACGUCUUCGUGUGCACCGCGGACCACACGAUCGAGCCCCCGAUCCUUGUGGUCAACACGGUCCUCUCCCUCGUGGCGUACGACUACCCGCCCGACAAGCUCGCCGUCUAUUUAUCCGACGACGGCGCGUCGGAGUUCACGCUCUACGCGAUGCUGGAGGCGGCCCGGUUUGCGGGCAGCUGGGUCGGGUUCUGCAGGAGGUUCGACGUGGAGCCGAGGUCGCCGGAGGCGUAUUUUGCGGCGGCGGCGGGGGAAAAGUCAGAAGGUGGCGGUGGUGGUGGUGGGUGGGAGGAGGAGUUGGUCGCCGUCAAGAAACAAUACGAAGAAAUGAAGGAUCGAAUAGAAAGCGCAACCCAGAUGGGUCGAAUACCUGAAGAUGCACUUUUACAACACAAGGAAGCAUUCUCCCAUUGGGAUGGCAACAACAAAUAUUCAUGGCGACGUGACCAUCCCACCAUUCUCCAUAUUUUGAUCGACGGCAGAAACCCACCACCUGCCGACGGCGUGAACGGCAGCUCCCUGCACCUCCCCACUCUCGUCUACCUGGCCCGGGAAAAGCGACCCCAGCACCACCACAACUUCAAAGCAGGCGCCAUGAACGCACUGAUAAGGGUGUCGUCGAAGAUCAGCAACGCGCCGAUCCUGCUGAACCUGGACUGCGACAUGUACUCCAACGACCCUUCCACGCUGCGCGACGCCCUCUGCUUCUUCAUGGACGACCGCAAGAAUCACGACGUGGCAUUUCUUCAGCUCCCACAGAUGUUCGACAACGUUACCAAGAACGACAUCUACGGUUCUUCCUUGCUGGUCAUCUCUCGAGUGGAAUUCCCUGGUCUGGAUAGUUUCGGAGGUCCAAUGUAUAUAGGAUCCGGCUGCUUCCACAGGAGAGACGUUCUCUGCGGCCGAGACUUUGAUCCCAAUGGAUCCAAACUUGAUUGGACCAACUAUGGCAGAGAUCAUGAACAUACUGUGGAACAAUUGGAACGAGAAGCCAAGCCUUUGGCAGACAUUGCUUCCGAUCAUAACACUUUAUGGGGAACUGAGAUGGGUCUGAAAUAUGGGUGUCCAGUGGAAGACGUGAUAACGGGGCUGUCGAUCCAAUGCAAAGGAUGGAAGUCGAUGUAUUUCGACCCCAAGAGGGAAGCAUUCUUGGGGAAGGCGCCGACCACAUGGCCGCAGACAUUGGUACAACAUAAGAGGUGGUCGGAAGGCGAUUUCCAGAUCGUGCUGUCCAGGUUCAGCCCUGCUUGGUACGCAAGUGGCAGGAUCAGCAUUGGCCUCCAGAUGAUGUAUCUUUGCUACUGUUUGUGGGCUCCCAACUGCCUGGCUGUGCUCUACUACUCCAUCAUCCCUUCACUCUGUCUCCUCAAAGGCAUCCCAUUGUUCCCUCAGAUUUCAAGCCCAUGGGUCUUGCCAUUCGCAUACGCGGUGGCGGCCAAGUACUUGUACAGCCUGGCCGAGUUCCUCUGCUCUGGAGGCACCAUCCUGGGAUGGUGGAACGAGCAGAGGACGUGGUUGUACAAGAGAACGUGCUCCUACCUCUUCGCUUUCGUGGACACCAUCCUGAAGACGAUGGGGUUCGGCGAGUCGGGGUUCGUGAUCACGGCCAAGGUGGCCGACGAGGACGUGGCGAGGCGAUAUGACAAGGAGAUCAUGGAGUUCGGAGUGUCUUCUCCCAUGUUCAACAUCUUGGCCACCAUUGCAAUGCUCAACUUGUUUUCCCUCUCUGGUGUGGUGGUGAGGUGUUUGGUGGCUAAAGAUGGUGUGGGAGUCAGAGUGGUGUUUGAUGAUAUGGGGUUGCAGUUGUUGCUUUGUGGAGCUUUGGUUCUUAUCAAUUGGCCUCUUUACCAUGCGGUUUUCUUCAGGAAGGAUAAAGGAAGGAUGCCUGGUUCUGUUACAGCUACUGCUUUGGUCUCUGCUCUUGUUGUUUGUACUAGCUUUGUUUUCUUGUAUUGAGAAUCUGGGGGAUGAGCUAGGUUUUCAUAUUUUUGUUGUUAGAAAAAGGUUUCCUUGACAAUAUUGUUGGCUCUUUAGGGAUUUGCUUCUUUCACCAAUGGGAUUGGUUUUCCUCAAGGUUUUUUCACUCUUGAAAAUAAUAUUUUUGGGAUUAUAGAUAUCUUUUUCUGCAAAAUUACUUGUAUUACAACAUGAUAUGUACUAAUGAUUAACUCAUGAUUUUGUUUUGUG